CGCGUCGCCCUCCUAUUCCUGCAUCCCCGCGCGGACUUUUCCACUUCCUCCCGACCCCAAACCUCUUGGCGAGCGUGGCUCGAGGCGUUGGAGAUCCACUCUUUCCCCUCUCUCUUUCCUCUCUUUCUCUCUCGCGAGGAGGCAACGCGAUGGACGUCGAGUACGACGUGAUCGUCCUGGGGACGGGCCUCAAGGAGUGCAUCCUCAGCGGCCUCCUCUCCGUCGACCGCCUCAAGGUGCUGCACAUGGACAGGAAUGACUAUUAUGGCGGAGACUGCACAUCACUCAAUCUCAAUCAGCUCUGGAAAAGAUUCAAGGGUGAAGAAGCGCUACCUGCGCACAUAGGGGCUAGCAGAGACUACAACGUUGAUAUGGUUCCAAAGUUUAUGAUGGCAAAUGGUGCUUUGGUCCGUGUACUUAUUCAUACUGGUGUCACCAAGUACAUGUCCUUCAAAGCUGUGGAUGGAAGCUAUGUUUUCAACAAGGGAAAGAUCCACAAGGUUCCUUCUACUGAUAUGGAAGCUCUGAAGUCUCCGCUGAUGGGAUUGUUUGAGAAGAGACGAGCAGGGAAGUUCUUCCUUUAUGUGCAAGAUUACAAGGAAAAUGACCCAAGUACCCAUAAGGGUUAUGACCUUACAAAAAUAACCGCUAAAGAACUUAUCUCAAAAUACGGUUUGGAUGAUAAUACAAUAGACUUCAUUGGUCAUGCAGUGGCUCUUCAUAGAGAUGAUAGCUACCUUGCAGAACCUGCAAUUGACACUGUAAAGCGGAUGAAGCUUUAUGCAGAAUCAGUGGCUCGUUUUCAAGGAGGUUCACCAUAUAUAUAUCCCUUGUAUGGCCUAGGAGAGCUGCCACAGGGUUUCGCACGACUAAGUGCUGUUUACGGGGGGACCUACAUGCUGAAUAAGCCAGAGUGCAAGGUCGAAUUUGACGAUGAAGGAAGAGUUUGUGGUGUUACAUCAGAAGGGGAAACUGCAAAAUGCAACAAGGUUGUCUGUGAUCCUUCCUACCUGCCUGACAAGGUUAAAACAGUUGGAAAAGUUUUCCGCGCAAUUGCUAUCAUGAGUCUUCCCAUCCCAAAUACUUCUGAAUCUCACUCAGUGCAGAUUAUAUUACCACAGAAGCAACUUGGCCGCAGAUCAGACAUGUAUGUUUUCUGUUGCUCCUACUCUCACAAUGUCGCAUCAAAGGGGAAGUUCAUUGCAUUUGUGUCGGCACAAGCAGAGAGUGAUAAUCCAGAGACAGAACUGAAGCCAGGGAUCGAUCUUCUUGGGCCAGUGGAUGAGUUAUUCAUCGACUCGUACGACAGAUAUGAACCUACUAAUGACUCAUCAUCAGACAAUUGUUUCAUCUCAACAAGUUAUGAUGCCACAACACACUUUGAGUCCACUGUUAUGGAUGUACUUUCCCUGUAUACAAAGAUCACCGGAAAGAUGGUUGAUCUCAGCGUGGAUCUAAGUGCUGCAAGUGCUGCUGAAGAUGAGCUCUGAUACUUAUCAGACUGCUAUAUGGUUUAGUGUGGAAAAAUAUAUGAUUAAAGCUUUGCUUUUGCAAUUCUUAUUAGGUUCAUUUUUAUAAAUUUCGUUAGCUAAGUUCUGAUGAUAGGAUUGGAUAAAUUUGAAGGUUAUAAUUUUUUUUGGGGGUUGAUAAGGCAGUGGACCGUGUUUAGCUUUUGAAGAAACUGACCUUUAUGUUGUCCAGUCUGUGCAAUACCAUGCCCAUUUAGUGACCCAAUGUUUGCAACUUGAACCCAUGACCCCACAAAUAUAGAUAGCUUGAGUGGUAGUUAACUGAUAUGUAUUGUUGAAGAGGGCUCAUUAAUAAGAUAAACUAAGGGUGUCUCUAGUAACGAGGAAAAAUAAAAGUUAGACAACUAACUAGUAAAUAGUCUACUAGUUUAAUCUAUUGAUCUUGCAAUCUAUUGUUUGUGGGACUACAUUAAUUUUAUACAUAGUGUUACAUUUAAGCUA
Molecule: messenger RNA, 1970 nt
Organism: Phragmites australis (common reed)
Lineage: Eukaryota; Viridiplantae; Streptophyta; Magnoliopsida; Poales; Poaceae
Product: guanosine nucleotide diphosphate dissociation inhibitor 2-like
Exons: 13
Coding region: 150-1490 (446 amino acids)
Biological process (GO): vesicle-mediated transport; protein transport; small GTPase-mediated signal transduction
Cellular component (GO): cytoplasm
Molecular function (GO): Rab GDP-dissociation inhibitor activity
Source: RefSeq, a predicted model, not a curated record